This is a messenger RNA of Mus musculus (house mouse), 6329 nucleotides long. RefSeq names its product transcription factor EB (gene Tfeb). Gene Ontology annotation, molecular function: transcription cis-regulatory region binding; enzyme binding; DNA-binding transcription factor activity. Gene Ontology annotation, cellular component: lysosomal membrane; cytosol; nucleus. The record is from RefSeq and is a predicted model, not a curated record. The coding region runs from base 4300 to 5727 and encodes 475 amino acids. NCBI's taxonomy places the organism in Eukaryota, Metazoa, Chordata, Mammalia, Rodentia, Muridae. The transcript has 9 exons. Gene Ontology annotation, biological process: humoral immune response; positive regulation of DNA-templated transcription; positive regulation of transcription by RNA polymerase II.
UUAACGAGUCAUUUCUCCAGCCCUAUUUUAUUUGCUUUUUUAUUUUUCUUUUAAAAUCGUUUUUUCCCCAUUUUUAUGUGUAUAGGUGUUUAGCCUGACUUGCUCACAUCACAUGCAUGCAAUACCUGUGGAGGCCAGCAGAGGGUGUUGGAUACCCUGGAACUGGAGUUACAGGCAGCUGUGAGCCACCAUUGUGGUUGCUGGCAAUUGAACCCAGGUCCUCUGCCAGUGCAGCCAGUGCUCUUAGCCGCUGAGCCAUCUCUCCAGCCCCGCUUUACUUACAUUUUAAAAAUAAUUAUUUUGUAAAAGAUUUAUUUAUUUUUCUUUUUUUAAAGAUUUAUUUAUUUAUUAUAUAUAUAUGAGUACACUGUCAUUCUCUUCAGACCAGAAGAGAGCAUCAGAUCCCAUCACAGAUGGUUGUGAGCCACUAUGUAGUUGCUGAGAUUUGAACUCAGGACCUCUGGAAGAGCAGUCAGUGCUCUUAACUGCUCAGCCAUCUCUCCAGCCCCUAUUUUACUUAUUUUUGAGACAAAGUCUCACUAUGUAUGUGAUCCUUCUGCCUCUGCCUCCUGAGUUCUGGGAUGACACACGUUUUCAAAUGAAGCCAGUGUGCCUAGUGGUGUUGUCUUAGACUGUUUUGGAUUUCUUUGGCUGGUGUCAUCUUUCAAGGCAGAUCUCCAAGGCAGGCCUCUUCUGAGCUGUGCAGCACCAUUUCUGCCCUGGACUUCCAUGUACUGUGUCCAUGCCCAUGUCUGUUUUGAGUGAUUAUAACAGAACACCAGAGAAUCGGUAACCCUAUAAAGAAAUAGGGUUUGGUUUUAACUCACAGUUUGUGUUGAAAGCUAGGGACCACAUCUGAUGUUACCCUUCUGACCUUGUGUUGAGAGGAGGGUGAUGUGUGUGUGGUGCUUGGGCUUUUUAGUAUGUAUGUGUGUAUGUGUGUAUAUGUAUGUACGUGUGUGCACUUGUGUGUCUGUAUGUGUAUGCGAAUAUGUGUGUGUGCAUGUGUGUAUAUGUGUGUAAUAUGUGCAUGUGUACAUGUAUGUGUGAUUGUAUGUAUGUGUGUAUAUGUAUGUGAUGUGUGUAUUUGUGUGUAUAUGUAUGUGUGUAAUAUGUGCAUGUAUAUAUGUAUGUAUGAGUGUAUUAUGUAUGUGUGUGUGUGCAUGUAUAUGUAUGUGUGUGCAUGUGUAUGUAUACAUGUGUGUAUGUAUGUGUGUGCAUGUGUGUAUGUAUGUAUGUGUGUGUAGUGCAUGCAUUUGUGUGUGUGUAGGCCAGACAUCAGCACUGUGUGCCCUUUAUUACAACACAUUUAUUUAUUUUUUUGCUUGCUUUAUUUGUUUUUUUGUUUUGUUUUGUUUUGUUGUUGUUCUUUAAGAUAGUGUUUCUCUGUGUAACAGCCCUGGCUGUCCUAGAAAUUGCUCACUCUGUAGACCAGGCUGGCUCAAAGGUCCACCUGCCUCUCCCGAGUGCUGGGAUUGAAGGUGUGUACCACCACCACACAGAUUAUUUGUGUAUUUUUGAGGCAGAGUCUCUCCUUGAACCUGACGUGUAUUAAUUCGUCUAGGCUGAUCUGCCUGUCUUUGCUCACUUAGUGCUGAGAUUAUCAGCACAUGCCGCUAUGUCUGGCCUUUUUUUUUUUUUAAAGAUUUAUUUAUUUAUUAUAUGUAAGUACACUGUAGCUAUCUUCAGACACUCCAGAAGAGGGCUCCAGAUCUCGUUACGGAUGGUUGUGAGCCACCAUGUGGUUGCUGGGAUUUGAACUCAGGACCUCUGGAAGAGCAGUCAGUGCUCUUAACCACUGAGCCAUCUCUCCAGCCCCCCAUGUCUGGCUUUUUGUGCAGGCUUUGGGUAUACAAACCGUGGUCUUUAGGCUCUGGCCUUACAAAGGACUCAGUCACCGUGAUAAUUUAACCCAAUUCUGCUCACUUCCCAGGCCCUACCUCUGAGCUUUGGAUUGUAUUUCCAGUGUCCUAAUCCCCACUUUGAGUAAUGGAGAUUAAAUUUCAACCCUUAGGGGACACUUCAACCACACCCACAUUUGAGUACCCCAGGAAACUCAGCACUAUUUAGCCAUCUGAUUCUUGGUCCCUAUGAUGGUGCGGGUACGUGCCAGGGCACGCAUGUGAUGUAGAAGACAACAUUUCUUUUGUUUUUUAUGGUCUCUCUACAUAGCCCUGGCUGCCCUAGAACUCACUCUGUAGACCAGUAAGACUGGGAACUCACAGAGAUCCACCUGCCUCUGCCUGCUGAGCGCUGGGAUUGAAGGUGUGGACCACCAUGCCAAGUAGAGGAUGGCGUUGUGUUGUUCUCCUCCACCUUGUGUGCAUUGCAAACGUGCCCUCAGGCUGGCACACAGACGCUUGCAUCUGGGAGUCCUCUCACCUGCCCCUGAAUCACACUGCACACUAGCAGUAAGCAUAAAGAACACAUAAAAGAAAUAGUUCUCGGGCUGGAAAGGACUGCUCUUCUAGAGGUCCUGAGUUCAAUUCCCAGCAACCACAUGGUGGCUCACAACCAUCUGUAAUGGGAUCUGGUACCCUCUUCUGGUGUCUCUGAAGAGAGCUAUACAGUGUAUUCAUAUACAUAAAAUAAAUAAAUACACCUUUUUUUAAAAAGGAAAGAAAGAAAUAGUUAUCUCUUCUUCGGGUCAGAAAGAUGCUAGGAAGACCCCUGUGGGAGACCAUUUCAUCUAGAAGGUUCUGGGCUGUUUAUUUAUGUUACUUAAAAAAUUAUAUUAACUUACUAAAAAUUACAUUUACUUAUAAUCAUGUGUGUGAGAAUGUGUGUCUGCGUGCGUGCUUGCGUGCGUGUGUGUGAAGCUAUGGUGCUUCUGUCAGGGUCAGAGGACAACUUCCAGGAAUUACUUCUCUUCUUUUACCAUGCGGGACCCAAGAUCAAACUCAGGUCUUCAGGCUUGGCCGCAAGCGCCUGUGCUCGCCGAGCUGACAUGUUGGCCUAUGGGUAGAUUUUUGUUGUUGUUGUGUAGACCUGUCGUAUGCAGCCCAGGCUGUUCUUAGCAUCUCUGUGUAGUCAAGGAUGAUUUAAACCUCCUUCUCCUCCUGCCUCCCUUUUCUGAGCAGUGGGGUGACAAGUGUGUAUCGCCCUGGCUGGUUUUGUUUGUUUGCUCGUUUGUUUUAGAAAUCUGAGGCAGGGUCUCACUGUAUAUCCCGUGUGCCUCUCAGGCUGGGCUUAAACUCAGUCUUCCUACCUCGGUCUCAUCUUCCCCAGUGCUAUGAUUACAGGUGUAUGCCACCUGGGCCUUGAGGGUGUUGUCAGGAGAGCGGGGUCUCGGGGAUGGAGGGGUCUUUAGAAAUAGGAAGAGGUUGGAAGGAAGGUGUUGGGGGGAGGGGGAGGAGGAGGAGGAGAGAGCUGCCAGGGAGGAUCUUAGCAUCCCAUGUAACCGAUGAUUGAAGGUACCAGACCUCUGAUGCCCUCUCAGGACAGGGGUUCGGUCUGUUGGGGCCCAUUCCUCCUGCCCAGAGGAGAGCCUUCUAUGCAGUGGAUGCCGGUAAAGCUUUUCAGGCCGAAUGAGUAAACACAGCUGAGUAAAUCACAUGCCCAGAAAUGAGGCCUCCAUGACCCCUUCUCUGUAGGUAUUCACCACUGAUGCCCAGGACUUCAUACACAGCUCAGCAACCACCCUGGUCCUCUGCCUCUGCUCCGCUCUGUCCUUGCCCUAGCUCUUCUGGCUUGGGGUGCCCUGCCUGCUCUCCCCAUAGAAACACUGCUGGCCUUCCCAUCCCAUCCCUUUUCCACCAGUAGGUAUGUGGGGAGAGAGAGGCGGGGCUUCUGCGUGCUUGGCAAGGGUAGUCACAGCCUGUCCUCUGGUUUGUUUAUAAUCAGUUUGGGGACAGCACCUGUUCUGCCCCUGUAGUCCCUGAGGGAUGUGCAGUGGCCAUGAGGUGACAUCCUAUACUGUCCACCCCACUGUCACUCACCCAGGCCGAGCUCUUGCCAGGUGUGUUCAGCCAGCCCACAGGGCAGUGCUGGCCGGCUCAGCCCUGGGCUGACUGGAGCCUUAGCAGCUGGCUGGCACAGCCUCUGUGUUCUUGAGAGGAGGACAGAGCUUGGGACUUAGAGAUCUAGCCGCAGCCGAGCUGCCUGCCCAUGGCCUUCGGGACAGUGACGGGUACCAGAUGUUUACUUGGCAGCCAACCUUGUGCUGUCCAAGUAGGUGGUUAGGAAUGGAAACUUCUGGAAGUCUCGGCAGAGAUCAGAGAAAGGCAGGCAGCCAGCUGAGAGAAUGAGAGAGGUGAAUGGGGCCUCUCGGCUCUUGGGGAGCCCGAACCAACAGCUGCCAUGGCGUCACGCAUCGGGCUGCGCAUGCAGCUCAUGCGGGAGCAGGCCCAGCAGGAGGAGCAGCGAGAGCGCAUGCAGCAGCAGGCUGUCAUGCAUUAUAUGCAACAGCAGCAGCAGCAGCAGCAGCAGCUGGGUGGGCCCCCCACCCCAGCCAUCAACACCCCUGUCCACUUCCAGUCGCCCCCGCCUGUGCCCGGGGAGGUGCUGAAGGUGCAGUCCUACCUGGAGAACCCCACCUCCUACCACCUGCAACAGUCCCAGCAUCAGAAGGUUCGGGAGUAUCUGUCUGAGACCUAUGGGAACAAGUUUGCUGCCCACGUGAGCCCAGCCCAAGGUUCCCCGAAGCCUGCCCCAGCAGCAUCCCCAGGGGUGCGGGCUGGACACGUACUGUCCACCUCGGCCGGCAACAGUGCUCCCAACAGUCCCAUGGCCAUGCUACAUAUCAGCUCCAACCCCGAGAAAGAGUUUGAUGAUGUCAUUGACAACAUUAUGCGCCUGGACAGCGUGCUGGGCUACAUCAACCCUGAGAUGCAGAUGCCUAACACGCUGCCCCUGUCUAGCAGCCACCUGAACGUGUACAGCGGUGACCCCCAGGUCACAGCCUCCAUGGUGGGUGUCACCAGCAGCUCCUGCCCUGCCGACCUGACUCAGAAGCGAGAGCUAACAGAUGCUGAGAGCAGAGCCCUGGCCAAGGAGCGGCAGAAGAAAGACAAUCACAACCUAAUUGAGAGAAGACGCAGGUUCAACAUCAAUGACCGGAUCAAGGAGCUGGGAAUGCUGAUCCCCAAGGCCAACGACCUGGACGUGCGCUGGAACAAAGGCACCAUCCUCAAGGCCUCUGUGGAUUACAUCCGGAGGAUGCAGAAGGACCUGCAGAAGUCCCGGGAGCUGGAGAACCACUCCCGGCGCCUGGAGAUGACUAACAAGCAGCUCUGGCUCCGCAUCCAGGAGCUGGAGAUGCAGGCACGCGUGCACGGCCUCCCCACCACCUCGCCGUCGGGUGUGAAUAUGGCCGAGCUGGCCCAGCAGGUGGUGAAGCAAGAGUUGCCCAGUGAGGAUGGCCCAGGGGAGGCGCUGAUGCUGGGGCCUGAGGUCCCUGAGCCUGAGCAAAUGCCGGCUCUUCCUCCCCAGGCUCCGCUGCCCUCGGCCGCCCAGCCACAGUCUCCGUUCCAUCACCUGGACUUCAGCCAUGGCCUGAGCUUUGGGGGUGGGGGCGACGAGGGGCCCACAGGUUACCCCGAUACCCUGGGGACAGAGCACGGCUCCCCAUUCCCCAACCUGUCCAAGAAGGAUCUGGACUUAAUGCUCCUAGAUGACUCCCUGCUCCCCCUGGCCUCUGACCCCCUCUUUUCUACCAUGUCUCCUGAGGCCUCCAAGGCCAGCAGCCGCCGGAGCAGCUUCAGCAUGGAGGAGGGUGAUGUUCUGUGACGCUGGCUGCCCCUGUGCCAAGGAGCAGGGGAUGCCUGGAGGCUGGGAGGACCGAGCAGAGCCCUCCCAUCCUUCAGGCUGCACUUGGUGUGAAGUAGCCGCCUACCCUGCCUCUCUCCUUCCCCUUGGCUGCUACCCCCACCCUGUUUGGACUUAGUGCCUGCCUGGCAGCUGAUGGGGCUGGAGGAGCCCUCCCCCUCGGCUUCGGGCCCCCUCCUCUGGCGGCAGUACUAUGACUAUGAUGGGGAAGAACAGGGGUGAGGCAGAAGAGAAAUAAGAAGAAAUCCUGCUAGGGGAGCCCCUCUCCUGAGCCUGGGCUCUCCUGUGGAGGACAUUUUGGAGAAGGAGGUACAAGUACCUCUGAGGCAGCAGCUGGUCUGGGGGUGCCCGGGCCUGCCUUCCUGGGACUAGAUGGCACCCAGCCUGUCGCCCUCAGCCUGAACUCCCCCACAAGUGGGGCAUCCACCCCCAUUUGGUGCUAACAGCUCUCCCCUGGUGGUAUGAGGGUGGGGUGGCCAGAAGAGGAGUCUGGGUUCAGGGUGGCGAGCACCCCCACCCCCAGACCUCCCACUUUGUGCCUUUAGUAAACACUGUGCUUUGUA